UUGGUUCCACAUGAAGGCGAGACCUAGAAGACGUCGACACUUUUCCCUACUAACAUGGUUGUUUGUUUUUCGAAAAAGUUUUGCUUUUUGGCUAUUUUUAGCUUUCUUGUAUGUCAUGAAUAGUAGUUUUUCAACAGAGCUACUUUCCUAUUCUCGGAAAGGAGCCAAUUUAGAAGACCCCCUGCUACAAAACCUCUCUGUUUUAUGGUUGGGUCCUUUCAAGGCGGGUUCAGGUUAUGGUCAAGAGUCACUAAACUUGUUGCUUUCGAUUGCCGAUAAACUUCCGCUUUUGAAAGCAGCAUAUUUUGGAGAUAAAGUGUAUAGUCGUACCUUGGACGCCUUUUCAAAGAGAGUCUUGGAUUUUUUCGAGUCUUUGGAACCAACUUGUGAGGAGUUACCCAGUUAUUACUGUGAUAAGAGCGAUAUCAUAGAUAUAAACUGUCCUUGUAACAGGACAGCCAAAGGUAAACUGUUUGAUAUCGUGGUCAUUCACUCUGUUCCAGAGGGUUGGGUUCGGAAAAUGUUAGAUGUCGGUGCGUACAAAGUAGGAAGAACUGUCUUUGAGUCAGACUCAGUUCCUAAAAGCUGGAUAGAACCUGUGAAUAAGUUUGUUGAUGAGUUGUGGGUACCGUCACAGUUUAAUGUUCAAGGUUUUCAAAGUUCCGGGGUAAAGAAGCCUGUUAUUGCUAUUCCACAGUGUGUAGAGUUUCCAAAUUGGAAUAUUGCUUCUCUACGACGUUCUAUCAAAUAUCGAUACGGUUGUCACAAGAAUGACUUUAUCUUUUUAAGUGUAUUUGCUUGGAACGAAAGGAAAGGGUUGAAAUAUUUACUUGAAGCAUACGGUUCUGAGUUUUCUUCGGAAGAUGAUGUUUGUUUGUUGCUCUUAACACGUUCUUACUCUGGAGCAUCCAAGUUACCGGAGUUGAAUCAAACAGUGGCAAACAUGCUAAGGAAAUAUAGACGUUUGGACAUUCCUAGUUUUCAGUUGGUUUCACAAAUAUCGGAUGAAGAAUUGCCAAAAGUAUAUGCUGCUUCCAAUUCUUUUGUUUUAGCAACCAGAGGAGAAGGAUGGGCUCGUCCUAUCAUGGAAGCGAUUUUUUAUGAACUUCCAGUGAUAGCCACCAAUUGGAGUGGACAUACGGAGUAUUUCGGAGAAGAUACAGGCUUUCCAGUCAGAGUAGAACGUCUUGAAAAAUAUUCUGGAAAAGAGGCAGAAAUGAAGCCUUAUGUAGGACUACAUUUGGCAGUUCCUUCCAUUUCUGAUUUGAGAUUGAAAAUGAGGCAAGUUAUGUUAGAUACGGACACUGUCCGCUCUAGAGUACAAAAAGCGAAACGAAUGAUUAUGACUAGAUACAAUCCCGAAACCAUUGGUGAUCAAAUAUUGAGUCAUUUUAUUAGAAUUAAAAAGUCGCUCUUGUCAGGUUCUGUUCAAAAGGACCACUAGAUGUAUGCAAGUAUCAUACUUUGAAUCAAUUUUAUACAGGUUAAUAAACUGGAAUUUUACAUA
This is a messenger RNA of Galdieria sulphuraria, 1507 nucleotides long. Its product is annotated as glycosyl transferase family 1. The transcript has 2 exons. Lineage: Eukaryota; Rhodophyta; Bangiophyceae; Galdieriales; Galdieriaceae. Bases 11 to 1444 code for a protein of 477 amino acids. The record is from RefSeq and is a predicted model, not a curated record.